CAUUCCCAGUAACCAGUGUCUCCUGUACCAUCAGAAGCUCCAGAAGUCACCUACUUGCUGCCUCCACGGCGUCUUUGCCCACUGAACAGCCAUGAGAAGGCAACUCCGGUCCAGGAGGGCUCCGGCCUUUCCUUAUGGUUAUCGCUACAGACUUGAUGAUCAGGGUGAAGAGAAUCAGAACUACUUAGCAGACGAAGAGGAGGAAGCAGCAGAAGAGGCUCCUGUGAUGAUGGCGCCUGAUUUGGAAGAAGAGGAAGAGAAAGAGGAGGAGGAGGAGGAAAAGAGUCAGGGCCAGCCCAUAGGCAAUGCUUGGCGGCAGAAAUUACAGAUCAUGGUCAAAUACCUGUGGGAUCCAGAGAGAAGGAUGUCUCUGGCCCAAACAGGUCAGAGUUGGAGCCUGAUUUUAUUCAUUUACUUCUUCUUCUACGCCUCUCUGGCUGCUGUGAUCACUCUCUGCAUGUACAUGCUGUUUGUGACCAUCAGCCCUUGCAUGUUGACCUUCACUGAGCGGGCGACGACUCCUGGAGUUAUGAUCAGGCCGUUCGCCCAUAGCCUUAACUUCAACUUCAACGUUUCUGAACCUGACACUUGGCAGCAUUAUGUGAUCAGCCUAAAUGGCUUUCUCCAAGGUUACAACGAUAGUCUUCAAGAGGAAAUGAAUGUAGACUGUCCUCCGGGGCAGUACUUCAUCCAAGAUGGCAAUGAGGAUGAGGACAAGAAAGCCUGCCAAUUUAAGCGCUCCUUCCUGAAGAACUGCUCUGGUCUGGAGGACCCUACGUUUGGAUACUCUACUGGACAGCCUUGCAUCCUCCUAAAGAUGAACAGGAUUGCAGGCUUUCUUCCUGAGCUUGGAGAUCCCGUGAAGGUUUCCUGCAAAGUUCAGAGAGGUGAUGAAAAUGACAUCCGAGCCAUCAAUUAUUACCCAGAGUCGGCUUCUUUUGACCUCCGCUACUACCCUUACUAUGGCAAACUGACACACGUUAACUACACUUCCCCUUUGGUGGCAAUGCACUUUACAGAUGUGGUGAAGAACCAAGCGGUGCCUGUGCAGUGCCAGCUGAAAGGCAAAGGCAUCAUAAAUGAUGUCAUCAAUGAUCGUUUCGUGGGUAGGGUAAUCUUCACCUUGAAUAUAGAAACUUAGUAACUUCAGGAGGCCACUCCUACCAGUUCCACUUCUGUUUUAUCUCAUGUUAUCCCUGGUAGCACCUGAAUUCUUCUUCAAUUAAGACACAGUCAAAUGGACACUUAAGACAGAUCAUUUUUCCUUGCCUUUGACAUGUGUAAGAAGUGAUAUUAUGGGAGCUGUUUGAUUUUUUAAAGAUAGUCUCUCCUGAUGACAAAUAGAUUAUAUUAAUUUAUUUUCCUAUCACUUAAAACUAAAAGUCAUUCUUGCUGUUAAAAAUCUCACUGUAUGGUGGCGCACUCCUGUAAUCCCGGAACUCAGGAGGCUGAGGCAGGAGGAUCGCUAUGAGUUCGAGAUCUGCCUGAACUAUGUAGCAAGACCCUGUCUCAAAAAAAAAAAGAAAAAAAUCUCACUGUAGCGUAAACGUAGUAUCUGAUAAAAUUCACAAUAGCUAUGGUCAGGAGGAUGUCUACAAUGCUUACAAAUUCAUCAUGUUUUCUGAAGUUUCAUUUCACAGAUAAGAUUCCUCCCAAUCAACCUGAUAAUCUACCUCCCUUCCUUUUUUAAUCUGCCUGGGAAUCAUCACUCAGACCAACCCAGACUACACCACUGGGCCAUCGUAACCAAUAGCAAUCUAUACCCCAGGGUACUCGAGGAACUGGCUGCCUUUCAGAGGCAACCAAACGCUGAUUCCAAGAUUAGGUUAUCUUCAACUGGGAUAGGAAGCAGUGCUAACUGGAUAUUGUUCUCAGAUAAAGAUGAAGGCCUCUGUGUGACUGUUUUGGGAAGGUAGGGCUUACUGCAAUUGGGGAGAACACUUAGCAUAUGGAUUGUUGAUUCCUUCCUUGCUCUACGGUAUAAUCACCCAAGGCCAAACAUUCCUGCAGACAGGUUUAUCUGAGCUUCGGGUAGCAGAGAAAACAUGGAAGAGCUCCACUGGGUAAUUCUUCUUGGGUUUUUUGACAGUGGUGUGAUACUCUUGGGGCCCAUCAGGGAUAGGUGUGUUGAACCCCAGCUGCAGUCCUGGGAAUUGACAUCAGAGUCUGCCAACUAAUACAGGGCAAGGUAGAGUGCUCCGGCCAGGCCACCCUGGAGCCGAAGUUCAUUAGCCAGUUUUGCAUUUACUCUGAAAAUGACACGGGGCAGAUGUUUGUCCAGGUUGUGGAUCAGCCAAGUCCCUUUGUCUUAUCUUGGCUAUGUGACCAUUCCAUUGCUACUUAACACCUCCACCAGGCGGAGGGCUGGGAAAAAGACAGGAAGCCAGCAUGGGUGGGCAGAUCAGUGUCUCAGGGUCCAAAGCAUGCUUUAAUGACACUUAGAAGCGUCCAGCAUCUGAAUCUCCUCUACAGUGAUCACUGCAAACGAGGGAACAGGCAGUCCGGUAGCAAAGACGAAUGAGUGGAGAAGUAACUACGAGAUGGCACAACGAGAGUCACAAAGCUGCUAGGAGGAAUGCUGCGUGGAACAUAAGGAAAAAUGCUCCAGCUGAGAAAGGAAGAGAGGGAGUUUUUCAAAUUUUGUUUGUUUUUGUGGUACUGGAGAUUGAAUCUGGG
Molecule: messenger RNA, 2676 nt
Organism: Chinchilla lanigera (long-tailed chinchilla)
Lineage: Eukaryota; Metazoa; Chordata; Mammalia; Rodentia; Chinchillidae
Gene: Atp1b4
Product: ATPase, Na+/K+ transporting, beta 4 polypeptide
Exons: 8
Coding region: 92-1141 (349 amino acids)
Biological process (GO): sodium ion transport; regulation of DNA-templated transcription; potassium ion transport
Cellular component (GO): nuclear inner membrane; sodium:potassium-exchanging ATPase complex
Source: RefSeq, a predicted model, not a curated record